Messenger RNA from Lodderomyces theae, 1143 nucleotides. RefSeq lists its product as uncharacterized. The transcript has a single exon. Lineage: Eukaryota; Fungi; Ascomycota; Pichiomycetes; Serinales; Debaryomycetaceae. The coding region runs from base 1 to 1143 and encodes 380 amino acids. The record is from RefSeq and is a predicted model, not a curated record.
AUGAAGAUUGAAGAGGUACCGGAGACGUCUGAGGCAGUUGACUGUGCCAAGGUACUACGGAAUUUGAACAAUGUACCACAGUCCCCAGAAACGUACUACCAUGAUCUUGUAAAACUUGACUCUUCAACUUAUUGGAAUCUAGAUGUUGUACGAGCAAUAUCAUUACAUGCAAAUCCGAAUUUGCCGUGGUGUUCGGAAACCAAUGCAUUGAUUGUUGAGUCAAUUGUACUCAAGAGGGAUGUCAACGAGUACCUUGAUGCAUUUAUUCAAAACGAUUUCUGUUCCCGUUUGAAAAAGAUUGAAAAAUUAGCUCAGUGGGGCAAAGGCAAGCAGCUGGCUUUGAAACCUCGGCUUUCUUUCCAGGAUGAAAAAUUCGAUGCAAUUCCAUUAUCACAGGCGUGGUUUUUAAUUAAUGUUACAAAGAAUGAGGACAAGGAAGUAUGCAAGUUGAUCUUACUACUCAUCAUUGACUGCUUGCAAUUUGAUAUCCCAGCCAAGAUCCAAGCAUGCAAGGUGUUGGAACACUUGAAGAUACUCAACACCCCAUCAAUACGGAAUUUGAUACAACCAUUGAGAGGAAACUUGGCAAAAUGUUUAAAUCACAUACCUAGUAUAACGUCAGAAUCAGACUCAAUUCUGUUAUUGUCCGAAGCUUAUCCAUGCAUAUACAGACUCGACAGUGAGUACGGCACCGAUUUGAACUACAUUGAGACGAUUGCAACUAUUUUGUCUUCCAUCAGUCAUGUCACCAAAUACCCCAAACUAGUGUCGUUUCUUUUAGAUCAAUUGAGAGUGUGCAUCAGCCGCAUCGGUAACAGCGUAUUGAUAAGCAUAUCGAAAAUAUUUUACACCUUGAAUCAAAUCAUCACCAAUAUCGGCAUCCUAGAGCUGCUGCCAUCGAUCAUCGAACAUGCGCUAGAUGUGGAGAACGACAUAUUACAACUUGAAUCGCCGCUCGUGUACUCCUUUGUGUACGAUCUCCUUGGCGCAUACUACAUACUAAAAAAGAGGGUCGAGACGUACAACGUUGAGGAACUAAGCGAUCAUAUACAGAAAAACCUAGCCUCAUUGAGAAAAUUGGCAAUAAUUUGUGAUCAAUUAUCAGAUUUCGAGGAUAUACAGGAUUCUAUAAACAAGAUUUGA